Messenger RNA from Oppiella nova, 1809 nucleotides. NCBI's taxonomy places the organism in Eukaryota, Metazoa, Arthropoda, Arachnida, Sarcoptiformes, Oppiidae. The record is from the annotation of a GenBank genome assembly.
AUGCUACCAAUUCAACUCUAUAUGACAUUUACUAUUAUAUGGCUGAGACAACAACAACACGAUUAUUAUGCCUACCGAACACCGCUCCCCACAAAAGCCUCAUAUGAUUAUGUGGUGGUAGGCGCCGGAUCUGCCGGUGCUAUAGUGGCCUGUCGUUUGGCACAAAAGGGAAAAGAUGUGUUACUUCUGGAGGCCGGGGGUGCCCAAGAUGCCUACAGUCACGAUCACCCAGGUGUUUACGCGCAAACAUUACUCCUUGAUGGCCCAGCCUUUUGGCCCUACUAUCUUGUGCCUCAUAGUCGUGUAGGAAAGGGAUCACCACUAUUCCGAGCCUCAUUGAAAGGCCGGGUAUUAGGCGGCUCUUCAACUGUUAACUUCAUGAUGUACAACAGGGGCAAUCGUAAAAAUUAUGACAAUUUUGUGACCCAAUACGGGGCCACCGGGUGGGGCUAUAAUGAUGUAUUGCCGCUUUUUAAAUUAACUGAAAACAAUACAGAUCCCAAUAUGAACAGUAUAUAUCACGGACGUAACGGUCCCAUUGGUGUGUCCACCGCAUCGAUGAUCUCUCCGAUUGAUAACAUAUUUUUGGAGACCCUCUCAGCGCAGGGUAUUCCUUAUAAUGACGUGAAUGGGCCCAUACAGGCGGGCAUUAUGUCAGUUCAGUCCACUAUAAAUAGAGGAUUGAGAGCAUCGACAGCCACCGGAUAUCUCGAGAGUAAUAUCUGUCCCACAGUUACUAUAGUAACGAAGGCAACUGUUAAUAAAGUCCUCAUCAGUUGGGACACGGAUGGAAAGCCUAUUGCAUACGGCGUUCAGUUCAUUAAAAAUCUCAUCACAUAUACAGUGUUAGCCAAUAGAGAAGUCAUUUUAUCAGCCGGUUCACCACAAAUACUAAUGUUGUCGGGAGUGGGACCUAAAGAUCAUUUGACAUCUAAGGGAAUCGCACCCAUAUAUGCGGACCUACCCGUCGGCAGUACAUACUGCGAUCAUUUGUCAAUAUUAAUUCCUGUUUUUCUAAAACAAAAUGGUCUGGUUAAUCCGAUUCCACAACUUAUUCCUUCACAACUAUACGAGGACGACGUGCUGGGCACCGGUGUUUUGGCACAGGCGCCUAUGAAUACUUAUUACUAUUCAACAAGUGUUAAUCCGGAUAAGGAUUACCCUGAUGUUUUGCUAUAUGGAACUUCGUUGCCAAGACUUACCAUAAAUUUUAAGAAACGCCAAUUAAAUGUCACUAAAACGAAACAUGGUAAGAAAUUACCGCAUAGAAAUAUCAACUACCUGUUCAAUAGAGAAUUAUUACAAACUAUUGAUUUAUCAAUUGAUUGGUUGGCCUAUUUGAUUGACAUUUUAAACAACGAUAAUUAUGUGCUCGUCCCUACUCUGGUUAGACCUAAAAGUUGUGGCACAUUGCGUUUGAGGGGCACAUCCAUUUUUGAUAAACCACUCAUUGAUCCUAACUUUUUGGGAAACCCUGUGGACAAACAGGCAUUUUUGGAGUUAGUCUCCGACACCUACCGUUUUGUAGAGACGUCCCAAUUUUCGCAGUACGCAUACGUCAACCCACGUCCCAUACCCGGCUGCAAGUACUGCGAUACGGGACCGGUAUAUAAAUGCACUCAAUAUUUAGAGUGUCUUAUCAUGCAAACCGGUAUUUCCUUAUAUCAUCCGGUGGCCAGUUGUAAAAUGGGUGACCCUUCCAGACCCGACACUGUAGUCGACCCCCGGCUACGAGUGAAAGGUGUGAAACACUUACGAGUAGUCGACUCAUCCAUAUAUCCGACGAUAAUCAACGCCAACACAAACGCG